AUGGACAACACAAUCACCGUUGAGGGGGUCACCAUCAAUACUGGGCUCUUCAUCAACAAUGAAUGGGUUAAGGGCCACGGAAAACCCCUCGAGACGAUCAAUCCGGCCACCGAGGAGGUGAUCGCCGUCGUGCAGACCGCAAGCAAAGAGGACGUUGACAUCGCUGUAGAGGCAGCGCGUGCGGCGUUCGAGACGACCUGGGGUACCGAAUGCAGCGGGCAAGAGCGUGGGCGCCUCCUCUUCGCCCUCGCGGAUCAGAUGGAGAAGCGCAUCGACGACCUUAUCGCCCUCGAGAUCGUUGACGCCGGCAAGCCCAUCGCAUGGGCGCGCGCCGACAUGGAGGAUUCGAUUGCCUGCCUGCGCUACUACGCCGGCGCCGCCGACAAGAUCCAAGGCCAGGCGAUUGAAAUGGAUGACAAACACAAGUACGCGAUCGCCCGCAAAGAACCCAUUGGCGUUGCAGCCCAGAUCGUUCCGUGGAACUAUCCGAUUCUCAUGCUGGCAUGGAAGGUUGGCCCAGCUCUCGCCGCUGGCGUAUCAAUCGUUUUCAAGCCCGCAGAGCAGACUCCACUCUCGACUCUUCUAUUCGCCCAGUUGACCAAGGAUGCAGGUUAUCCUCCAGGCGUCUUCAACGUUCUGAACGGGGUCGGGGCUGUCACCGGUGACGCUCUCUCACGCCACAUGGACAUCGACAAGAUUGCUUUCACAGGCUCAACAGCGACUGGGCGCCGCAUCGCCUGCGCUGCCGCUGAGUCCAACCUCAAGUCUGUCACACUUGAGCUCGGUGGGAAGUCGCCGAACAUUGUCUUCGAGGACGCCGACCUCAAGGAGGCCGCAAAGUGGGCCGCCUUUGGUGUCUAUGAGAACAUGGGGCAGUCUUGCAACGCUGGAUCGCGCAUCCUCAUUCAGGAGUCGAUCUAUGACAAGUUCCUCCCGCUUUUCGUAGAGGCUGCCCAGGCCUUCCAGGUGGGCGACACAAAGGAUCCAAACACAUUUCAAGGCCCUCAGAUCAGCAAGAUUCAGUUCGAAAAGAUCCUUGGUUACCUUGAAGACGGCAAGAAGGAGGCCAAGCUUAUUACAGGCGGAAAGCGCUUCGGCCAGAAGGGCUACUUUGUCGAGCCCACUGUAUUUGGCGAUGUCGACAUGACUAUGAAGAUCGGGCAGGAGGAAAUCUUUGGCCCCGUUGCCUCCCUCAUCAAGUUUAAGACUGAGGCGGAGGCCAUUGAGAUCGCCAACGACACGUCUUACGGCCUCGCUGCCGCCGUCCACUCGAUGAAUUAUGCUCGGGUUAACCGUGUCACGCGCAAGCUCAAGGCCGGUACUGUCUGGAUCAACCAGUACACCGUCCUGUCGCACCAAGUGCCGUUUGGUGGUUACAAACAGUCUGGCUGGGGCCGUGAGCUCGGCCUUGAGGGCCUCGAGCCAUACCUUACAACCAAGGCAGUGCACCACUACUAUGGCCCGGAGUUUGAAUGGCCUAUCAAGCUGUAAUCACGCUGAGAAGAGAACUGAACAUGUAGGCAUAGAAGCCACCUUCGGGCGGAAUGAGCUAGAUGAAAGCGGGAUUCUGAUGCGAACUCUACUGGAGUGCAGUUCCGUAGCCGAAGUGAUAAUCCUCUGCCAUUUUUGCUUGCUUGCUCCCAGCUCUCUUACAUGCAUGACUGUUGCAUGUG
Molecule: messenger RNA, 1673 nt
Organism: Cutaneotrichosporon oleaginosum
Lineage: Eukaryota; Fungi; Basidiomycota; Tremellomycetes; Trichosporonales; Trichosporonaceae
Molecular function (GO): oxidoreductase activity, acting on the aldehyde or oxo group of donors, NAD or NADP as acceptor
Source: RefSeq, a predicted model, not a curated record